Molecule: messenger RNA, 438 nt
Organism: Aureobasidium melanogenum CBS 110374
Lineage: Eukaryota; Fungi; Ascomycota; Dothideomycetes; Dothideales; Saccotheciaceae
Exons: 2
Coding region: 1-438 (145 amino acids)
Source: RefSeq, a predicted model, not a curated record
AUGUGCAUAUCGCCCUCCGAUUCAAGCUCAACAUUAUCACAAACAAAGCCUUACAAACCAAAAUACCAAAUGGAAACCCAAUAUUGCGAAAAGUCAACUCCAGCCUCGUCCAAGCAUGGUCCGGACGUCGACAUACUGAACGUGCGAUCGAGCUUCAACGAGAAAUUGAUGCGGAUUGAAGCCGAACCUCGCGAUUUCGUCUAUGUUUAUGACUACAUCAUUAAUUGCAACGCUGAUAGGGAAGGAACAGGACAUCAACAUAUUGACCAAGUAACAAUACCAUACUCAAUGCGCAGUGUACCUAUCAAGACAGGCACAGGAGGUUUUGGUGGUGGUCACACUGUCGUUGCUAGGGUGCAUGUCAAUAUGGCAUUGAGGGUUCAGCGGUGGCUUGGUAUGCAGAAGCAGUUGUAUAUCGUGGAUGCGAUAAAGGGAUGA